AUGAAAAGGGAAGGAAGGAAGGAAGGAAGGAAGGAAGGAAGGAAGGAAGGAAGGAAGGAAGGAAGGAAGGAAGGAAGGAAGGAAGGAAGGAAGGAAGGAAGGAAGGAAGGAAGGAAGGAAGGAAGGAAGGAAGGAAGGAAGGAAGGAAGGAAGGACGGAAGGAAGGAAGGAAGGAAGGAAGGAAGGAAGGAAGGAAGGAAGGGUGGUUGGAUGAUAGGAAAAGAGGAAUCAAGUCCAGAGAGAGAAGAGAGAAAAAAGGUAAUAGAGAAGAAUACAGGAAUGAAUCAAAAAGACAAGGGGAACAAGGGAACACAUCUAGGCUGCCUGUUCUGUACAGGAAAGAAAAGAGGGGUGAGAUCAAGAGGAAGGAAGGGAGAAAGGAACCAAAAAGGGUUCUUCAAAUGGUUAUCCUAUGGGGACAGCCGAAGAACCCUUUUAAGCUCUAGAUAUCACUUGUGUAGACACAAUAUUUUAAUUGAAUACCAUCAUCCACAGAAGCAUCUCCCUUCCAGCCUCCCCAUCCUAUUUCCCCCUCUGAAUGGGACAGUCAAACAUGGCUGUUACAUGGUUGAGAUCCCAUUCAUGCUACUGCUCCACCCAUUCACACACACCUCCCCUCUACCCCUUCUGUUAGACAGAAGUAGGUUUCUAGGGGUUAAGGUUGAGCGCUUACAGCACAGAGCUGGCCCACUGGCCGGGGUGAGAUACAGCUUGAUGAAUGGCUUCAAAACCAGAGGAGAGGAGGGAGGGAUGAGGGAAGGAGGGAGGGAGGGAGGCAGAGAGAGACGAAAGAGAAGAAGAGGAGAUAAAGCCUGAUGGAUGGUCAUGAAAAGAGAGGAGUGGAGGGAGGGAGGGAGGGAGGGAGGGAGGGAGGGAGGGAGGGAGGGAGGGAGGGAGACUCUCCGCUUUCCAUUUCCCCUCUGUCUGGUCUGCUGAUGAUGAAGGUCAUUAUUCACCUUCAUAUUUGAGCCUCUGUCAAAUUAUAGAUAGCCCUGUUUCACAUGCCAUCUCUCUCUUAUAGAUAGCCCUGUUUCACAUGCCCUCUCUCUCUCUCUUCUCUCUUCUCUUCUCUAUCCCGCUCUUCGGUCCUCUCUACAUCGCUCUCGCGCUCUCUCUCUCUCUCUCUCUCUCUUCUCUCUCUCUCUCUCUCUCUCUCUUAUCUCUGAUCUAUCUCGCUAUAUCUCUAUUCUCUCUCUCUUCUCUCUCUCUCUCUCUCUUCUCUUCUCCCCCUCCCUUCGCGUUCUCUUCUCCUUACUCCUCUCGCUCUCAAUUUCAAUUAAAUUCAAUUCAAAGGGCUUUAUUGGCAUGGGAAACACAUGUUUACAUUGUCAAAGCAAGUGAAAUAGAUCAUAAACAAAAGGGAAAUAAACAAUCAGAAAAUAACAGUAAACAUUACACUCACAAAAGUUUUAAAAUAAUAUAGGCUAUGUACAGUGAAAAUAAAUAAACAGAUAAAUAUAAAUUGUAUUUAUAAUGGUUUGUGGAUCUGUGUAAUCUGAGGGAAAUAUGUGUCUCUAAUAUGGUCAUACAUUUGGCAGGAGGUUAGGAAGUGCAGCUCAGUUUCCACCUCAUUUUGUUGGGAGUGUGCACAUAGCUUGUCUUCUCUUGAGAGCCAGGUCUGCCUAUGACAGCUUCUCUUGAUAGCAAGGCUAUGCUCGCUGAGUCUGUACAUUGUCAAAGCUUUUCUUAAUUUUGGGUAAGUCAAAGUGGUCAGGUACUCUGCUACUGUGUAUUCUCUGUUUAGGGCCAAUGUGUCAAGUAAUUAUCUUUUUGUUUUCUCAUGAUUUGGUUGGGUCUAAUUGUGUUGCUGUCCUAGGGCUCUGUGGGGUCUGUUUGUAUUUGUGAACAGAGUCCCAGGACCAGCUGGCUGAGGAUACUCUUCUCCAGGUUCAUGUCUCUGUAGGUGAGGGCUUUGUUAUGGAAGGUUUUAAUUGCUAUUUUCUGUGUUUUAUGUUGUGCACUGAGGAUGUUUUGCAGAGAAUACUGAGGAUUGCACUUGUUUGCUGCUUUUCCUUCACUCUGCGAUCCGACUCAUCCCAAACCAUCUCAAUUGGGUUGAGGUCGGGGGAUUGUGGAGGCCAGGUCAUCUGAUGCAGCACUCCAUCACUCUCCUUCUUGGUAAAAUAGCCCUUAGACAGCCUGGAGGUAUGUUGGGUCAUUGUCCUGUUGAAAAACAAAUGAUAGUCCCACUAAGCCCAAACCAGAUGGGAUGGCCUUGAAUUCUGAAUAAAUCACAGACAGUGUCACCAGCAAAGCACCCCCCACACCAUAACACCUCCUCCUCCAUGCUUCAUGGCGGGAACCACACAUGCGGAGAUCAUCCGUUCACCUACUCUGCAUCUCACAAAGACAUGGCGGUUGGAACCAGAAAUCUCAAAUUUGGACUCCAAACCAAAGGACUAAUUUCCACCGGUCUAAUGUCCAUUGCUCGUGUUUCUUGGCCCGAGCAGGUCUCUUCUUAUUAUUGGUAUCCUUUAGUGGUGGUUUCUUUGCAGCAAUACGACCAUGAAGUCCUGAUUCACACAGUCCCCUCUGAACAGUUGAUGUUGAGAUGUGUCUGUUACUUGAACUAUGUGAAGCAUUCAUUUGGGCUGCAAUUUCUGAGGCUGGUAACUCUAAUGAACUUAUCCGCUGCAGCAGAGGUAACUCUGGGUCUUCCAUUCCUGUGGUGGUCCGCAUGAGAGCCAGUUUCAUCAUAGCGCUUGAUGGUUUUUGCGACUGCACUUGAAGAAACUUUCAAAGUUCUUGAAAAUGUCCGUAUUGACUGACCUUCAUCUCUUAAAGUAAUGAUGGACUAUCAUUUCUCUUUGCUUAUUUGAGCUGUUCUUGCCAUAAUAUGGACUUUUUUUUUUACCAAAUAAGGCUAUCUUCUGUAUAGCCCCCCUACCUUGUCACAACACUUGAUUGACUCAAACACAAAUUAACUUCUAUAUUGCCGACCUGUUAAUUGAAAUGCAUUCCAGGUGACUACCUCAUGAAGAUGGUUGAGAGAAUGCCAAGAGUGUGCAAAGCUGUCAUCAAGGCAAAGGGUGGCUACUUUGAAGAAUCUCAAAUAUAAAAUAUAUUUAGAUUUGAUUAACACUUUUUUGAUUACUACAUGAUUCCAUAUGUGUUAUUUCAUAGUUUUGAUGUCUUCACUAUUAUUCUACAAUGUAGAAAAUAGUAAAAAUAAAGAAAAACCCUUGAAUGAGUAGUGUGUCCAAACUGGUAGGUGCUGUUGUAGGCCGUCCUUGGUUUGGGCAGAUGCACCAGAUCAUCUGCAAACAGUAAACAUGUGCUUCAAACUGUUCUAGAGCCCUCGCCAAUUCGUUUAUAUAACUUUUGAAGAGGAUGGGACUCAAGCUGCAUCUCUGUCUCACCCCCAGUUCCUGAGGGAAGAAAUCAGUGUGUUUUUUGCCAAUUUUAACCGCAGACUUGUUGUUUGUGUACAUGGAUAACAAUGACUCUUUUUUAUUGAUCAUGUCUCAUUCUUCUUCAGUUACAUUGAGCUAUUUUCUGACUUGCUGUUUUACUUUUCUUAGUGAGGUGUAAGCUCAGGUUUUCUGGGUCUCUGUCUGAUUCUCUGACUGUCUUGCUCUCUGACUGUCUGAUUCUCUGACUGUCUCACUCUCUGACUGUCUGAUUCUCUGACUGUCUUGCUCUCUGACUAUCUGAUUCUCUGACUGUCUCACUCUCUGACUGUCUCACUCUCUGACUGUCUCACUCUCUGACUGUCUCACUCUCUGACUGUCUUGCUCUCUGACUGUCUGAUUCUCUGACUGUCUGUUUCUCUGACUAUCUGAUUCUCUGACUGUCUUGCUCUCUGACUGUCUCACUCUCUGACUGUCUUGCUCUCUGACUGUCUGAUUCUCUGACUGUCUUGCUCUCUGACUGUCUGAUUCUCUGACUGUCUUGCUCUCUGACUAUCUGAUUCUCUGACUGUCUUGCUCUCUGACUGUCUCACUCUCUGACUGUCUUGCUCUCUGACUGUCUGAUUCUCUGACUGUCUUGCUCUCUGACUGUCUCACUCUCUGACUGUCUUGCUCUCUGACUAUCUGAUUCUCUGACUGUCUUGCUCUCUGACUGUCUGAUUCUCUGACUGUCUUGCUCUCUGACUAUCUGAUUCUCUGACUGUCUUGCUCUCUGACUGUCUGAUUCUCUGACUGUCUGAUUCUCUGACUGUCUCACUCUCUGACUGUCUUGCUCUCUGACUGUCUCACUCUCUGACUGUCUUGCUCUCUGACUAUCUGAUUCUCUGACUGUCUUGCUCUCUGACUGUCUGAUUCUCUGACUGUCUUGCUCUCUGACUAUCUGAUUCUCUGACUGUCUUGCUCUCUGACUGUCUGAUUCUCUGACUGUCUGAUUCUCUGACUGUCUUGCUCUCUGACUAUCUGAUUCUCUGACUGUCUUAUUCUCUGACUGUCUUGCUUGCUGACUGUAUGUCUUUCUCUGUCUCCCUAUCUAUGUCUCUGUCUUGCAGCCUGUCUGAUUGUCUGGCCCCAUCAGCCAUUCCUUUCCAUUGACACAGGGCAUAGUAGUGAUAGCCUUGUCUUAAUUAGCUAACCCAUUCUCUCAGUCAGAGUGACUUAUCUACAACACUAAAUACAGCCUUGCUAUUGACUCUGUGUCCAGUACGAAGCCUCCUCUCACUGAAGGGAGAGAAAGAGCCAUCUAUAACCAAGAAAGCUUUUCACACACACACUCCAACUUGAUCAUCCAAAAGAGCAAGCAUUUUCACACCUUUCCUAACUGGAUCUCAAUUAAGGGUGAGUGUUGCGGUGAAGCGAUGUGGGCUAUUAAAAUGGCUUCAGCGUAUUAUUGCACAGGGAGUGAAUUAUGUGUGUGAUUAGAGGACUGGGCAUAGUGCUACAGUGUGUGUGUGUGUGUGUCUGUGUGUGUGUGUGUGUGUGUGUGUGUGUGUGUGUGUGUGUGUGUGUGUGUGUGUGUGUGUGUGUGUCUGUGUGCGUGUGUGUGUGUGUGUGUGUGUGUGUGUGUGUGUGUGUGUGUGUGUGUGUGUGUGUGUGUGUGUGUGUGUGUCUGUGUGCGUGUGUGUGAGCACUGUAUACUCGAGCACACAGAUAAAGUUGUUUUCAAUUAAGGCUUACAUACCAGAACGCACUUCAGCCUUGUUCAAAUUGACAGUUUGAAGUGACUCAUAUCCUGUUUUUUUGCAUAUCUGAUUCGAAUCUGUUCUUUUUUACCUGCAGUCUGAACAGCCAAAAAGCACAUGGAAUCAGAUAUUUCAAAGCCAAAUUUCAAACCACCUUCGUAGGUGGUUUGAAAUCAGAUACAAAUCUGAUUCCUGGACAUGCGACUUCUGUCUGAACAGUAAAAUCUGAUUUAUUUGCCCUCAAAUGGUUUUUAGACUGUUAUUUGGCAUAUCUUGUUGCUUGCUAGCUACUCUGUUGACAGUUUGACAAGAACAUGUGGUAGCUACUAUUAAUUGUUUACAAACAAAUUAGGGAAUGCGCUAGAAACUUUGGCUAGCUAGCUGACUGCUGUAGCUUGCAAAAAAGGACUCGUUUUGAAAGUUGGAUCUUCUUUUCUUUUGAGGCUUUAAAAGUAUUCUUACAUUAUGAUUUUGAACAUUCAAAGCACCUGCGAAACAUCCAUGAGAGGAUCUUUUCUCCAAAUGAUUUCAGAGGGAGUGCGCACAUGCGGCUAUUCUGUGUUGACCAGUUAACAAAGAAACAUGUCCUUCUAUAUGCUUAAUUUAGAGUUUUUCAUGCAGCUUUAGUAGUGAUAUAAACGGUAGGUUACAUGUUUUCAUUUUUUAUACAUUUAAGGCUGCAUGAUGACUCUAAUGAUGAUUUGAACAAAGUUGCAUGAAAGGCAUGAGCUCUGCUUUGUUUAUUGUGCAGGCUGCACACUUCAUCACUCUCUCAUUCACAAUUUGACAAGCACUUGAUAAUAUUCUUACCCAUCAGACUAUUCUUAAUUUAAUCUGGUCUUUGCAUAUAGCCUAUGGAUGGAAUUAUUUUGUAUUUAGCAUGGCCUACAAACAAAACGUCAUCCGUAGCCUGCAAUUGAAUAGCAAAUGGAGGUUACGUGUGGUUAUAUUUUUAAUAUGCAAGCAUAGGCAGCACAUCCAUAAGGCUAGGGGAAGCUUUUCCUAAAAUAAAUUGAACUAAAUUGUCAAAACGAUAUAGCCUAAUUAGCCUACUCCUGUCUAUACAAAAAUACAGUGCAUUCGGAAAGUAUUGAGACCCCUUGAGUUUUUCCACAUUUUGUUACGUUACAGCCUUAUUAUAAAAUUUAUUAAAUAAAAAAUGUUCCUCAUAAAUCUACACACAAUACACCUUAAUGACAAAGCAAAAAAAUGAUUUUAGAAUGUUAGGCAAAUUUCCAUAAGUAUUCAGACCCUUUACUCAGUACUUUGUUGAAGCACCUUUAGCAGCGAUUACAGCCUCGAGUCUUCUUGGGUAUGACGCUACAAGCUUGGCACACCUGUAUUUGGGGAGUUUCUCCCAUUCUUCUCUGCAGAUCCUCUCAUGCUCUGUUAGGUUGGAUGGGGAGCAUCGCUGCACAGCUAUUUUCAGGUCUCUCCAGAGAUGUUCGAUCAGGUUCAAGUCGAGGCUGGGCCACUCAAGGACAUUCAGAGACUUGUCCCGAAGACACUCCUGCGUUGUCUUGGCUGUGUGCUUAGGGUCGUUGUCCUGUUGGAAGGUGAACCUUCGCCCUACUCUGAGGUCCUGAGCACUCUGGAGCAGGUUCUCAUCAAGGAUCUCACUAUACUUUUCUCUGUUCAUCUUUCCCUCGAUCCUGACUAGUCUCCCAAUCCCUUCCGCUGAAAAACAUCCCCACAGCAUGAUGCUGCCACCACCAUGCUUCAUCGUAGGGAUGGUACCAUGUUUCCUCCAGACGUGACGCUUGAUAUUCAGGCCAAAUAGUUAAAUCUUGGUUUCAUCAGACCAGAGAAUCUUGUUUCUCAUGGUCUGAGAGUCCUUUAGGGGCCUUUUGGCAAACUACAAGCAGGCUAUCAUGUGCCUUUUACUGAGGAGUGGCUUCCGUCUGGCCACUCUACCAUAAAGGCCUGAUUGGUGGAGUGCUGCAGAGAUGGUUGUCCUUGUGGAAGGUUCUCCCAUCUCCACAGAGGAACUCUGGAGCUCUGUCAGAGUGACCAUUUGAUUCUUGGUCACCUCCCUGAGCAAGCCCUUCUCCCUCGAUUGCUCAGUUUGGCCGGGCGGCCAGCUUUAGGAAGAGUCUUGGCGGUUCCAAACGUAUUCCAUUUAAGAAUGAUGGAGGCCACUGUGUUCUUGGGGACCUUCAAUGCUGCAGACAUUUUUUGGUACCCUUUCCUAGAUCUGUGCCUCGACAAAAUCCUGUCUCGGAGCUCUACGGACAAUUCGUUUGACCUCAAGGCUCGGUUUUUGCUCUGACAUGCACUGUCAACUGUGGGACCUUAUAUAGACAGGUGUGUGCCUUUCCAAAUCAUGUCCAAUCAAUUGAAUUUACCACAGGUGCACUCCAAUUAAGUUGUAUAAACAUCUUAAUGCUGAUCAAUGGAAACAGGAUGCACCUCAGCUCAAUUUCAAGUCUCAUAGAGAAGGGUCUGAAUAAUUAUGUAAAUAAGGUAUUUCUGUUUUUUUAUUUUAACAAAUUUGCAAACAUUUCUAAAAAACUGUUUUCGAUUGGUCAUUAUGGGGUAUUGUGUGUAAAUUGAUAAGGAUUUUUUUUUUUUAAUCCAUUUUAGAAUAAGGCUGUAACGUAACAAAAUGUGGAAAAACGGAAGGGGUCUGAAUACUUUCCGAAUGCACUGUAAAUUAAAUCAUUCAAAAUGCUACUAAAGCAUGAUUUGGCCACAGAGGAUCAUUAGCUUCUUUUUUAUAUAUUCGGAACAAAAAUAUAAACGCAACAUGUAAAGUGUUGGUCCCAUGUUUCAUGAAUUGAAAUAAAAGAUCCCCGAAAUAUUCCAUAUGCACAAAAAGCUUAUUUCUCUCAAAGUUUGUUCACAAAUGUGUUUACAUCGCUGUUAGUGAGCAUUUCUCCUUUGCCAAGAUAAUCCAUCCACCCGACAGGUGUGGCAUAUCAAGAAGCUGAUUAAACAGCAUGAUCAUUACACUGGUGCACCUUGUACUGGGGACAAUAAAAGGCCACACAACACAAUGCCACAGAUGUCACAAGUUUAGAGGGAGCGUGCUAUUGGUAUGCUGACUGCAGGAAUGUCCACCAGAGGUGUUGCCAGAGAAUUGAAUGUUAAUUUCUCUACCAUAAGCCGCCUCCAACGUCGUUUUAGAGAAUUUGGCAGUACGUCCAACUGGCCUCACAACCGCAGACCACGUGUAACCACGCCAGCCCAGGACCUCCACAUCCGGCUUCUUCACCUGCGGGAUCGUCUGAGACCCGGACAGCUGAUGAAACUGAGGAGUAUUUCUGUCUGUAAUAAAGCCCUUUUGUGGGGAAAAACUAAUUCUGUUUGGCUGGGCCUGGCUCCCCAGUCAUGUGAAAUCCAUAGAUUAGGGCCUAAUGAAUUUAUUUCAAUUGACUGAUUUCUUUAUAUGAACUGUAACUCAGUAAAAUCAUUGAAAUUGUUGCAUGAUGCGUUUAUAUUUUUGUUCAGUAUCAGUUGUGGAUUGUUUUAAAUCGUAUUGCCAAUAGUUGAAAGGAAAGGCAGGUUAUUGGGCAGGUUAUUGUUGAGUUGCGACUGUCUGUGAAAAGUAGAGAGGCCAAGCCAGGCAUAUUGCAAUAUUUCAAAAUACAAUCGUAGGAAAACAUAGUUUGGAAAGCAAAUGGUUAUUGCUGUAAAGAGAAGACAAUGAAAAGACUAAUCUGUCUUUUAGUUAUCAAAACAGUAUAGCCUAUCUUAUUGGCACCAGCGGAGAGCAUCAGCAAUAUCCCAGGUCAGUGUGUACUGCGCAUAUUCACUAUUUAUCAUUGUUAGGUCAGUGCUACUUAAAGGUUUGUUUUUUGACAACAAUUUCCUCCUCCAGUUUAGAUGGAUGUCAUAUUCUAUUUGUGUCUCCCCUUCUCGUAGGCCUAUUAUAUGGACAAUGUCAUUUUUAUUAAUCUGUUUGUCAAUGUCAGCAGAGGAAGCUACCCUGUAAUUUGUCAUAUUAAAAAAGAUUCUGCUAAUGUCUCCAGUCAUAUAAAGUGUAGUUGAAUUGCAUGAAAUGUGUUUAUAAAAGGCCACAUUUUUACCUUGCAAAGAAAGAAGAAACGUAUCUGAUAUAGCCUAGGCCUACUCUACACUAUACUCUCUCAGCCAUGCAUUGAACAGUAUUUUUUUGUGCACAGUGAUUGAGUUAUAUUAUUAGCCUAAAUUAUGACUAUCCAAUCUACUCAUGACAUUCAUAAUAGUAGGCUAUCUUACAUAGGUCUGCAAAUGCGAUGAUGCAUGGAAUGCUUUAUUAUAAAGUUCAAUUUUUAUGGUGAAACUUGAAACUCACGCACCGCCUAUGUAUGCCAGGUUAUAAAGCGGAUUAAUGUGCUUCAUUCUAAGAAUUUAGCAAUAAAUAUAGCAGCACGAGAAAGCUGGGAUCCUCUUUUAAAUAGUGGCCAGUCAAAACUCUGUUUUCACAUGCUAUUGCACAAUGACUGGGCUUAUAAGAACACGUUUCACUCGGCUCUGUAGGCUAUGUGCUCUCUAACCAUGUUCCAGGUGUCCUAGGUCUAUAGGCUACAUUUGGAGUUAUUUGGCCACUUUUGUUGUGGUAUAAACCUUAUCAAAGCAUAUAGGCCCAUGGGUUAGGCUACAUGAGGUGUUUGACUAUGAUUUGAAAAAGUCGCACAAAAAAAGGCAUGUGCUGUUUCUUGUCUUACUGCAAAUGCUGGGCAUAAUUCACAUAUGAUAAUACAUCAUUCACAAGUGAUAAUAUUGUCACCAAUCAGACUAUUCUUAAUUUAAUCUUGUCUUUACAUAUACUAAAUAAUAUGUGUGAAAUUAGUUUUGAUUUAGGAUGGACCAUUAUCAUGCACCUGUCGGAACAGGGGCAUGGGGAAAAAAUACAUGUCAUCUAUGUACUUAAAUAGCGAAUGGAGGACGCUUUUCACACGGUUCAUUUUCAUGCCAGCCAGGUAGGCUAUACUCCUGUUGUAAAGCGAAGCAAUGUGCUUAAUAUUAGGAAAGUUGAGAAAUAAAUAUAGUAGGCCUAGCCUAUAGAAAGCUGAUGGGAUCCUCCUCUUUUUAAUAGAGGCCAUCAAAACUCUGUUUUCUCACACAAUUGCAUAGCCUAUAGAAAUGUUGCGCAACAUGAGCUCAUGGGCACUCAUGAAGUGUUUGAUUUGAUUUUCAAUUUCAUUUGCAUUGAUUUUAGAGUGAUUAGAGGGACAUUAGAUCUCUGAGUACCAGGCCAUUAGCGACUGGCAGUUAGCAAGUUUGGUAGGCUACUAAUGACCAUCAGCAGCUUCAGAGCACAGUUUUGGAGAAGCCUAGUUACCGUGAUUAAAUGGUCACGUGGAAUUUGACUGCGGUCAUGACUCAUGACCGCCGGUGUGGCGGUGACCGGUCAUGACUCGUGACCGCCGGUGUGGCGGUAAUACGGUUACCGUAACAGCCCUACUAUCACCUUAGCCUGCUACAUAACUUCUGAGUGAUAGGAAGCAGCAGCACCACCACCAAUCAGCCUACACCACUGUGCACACACCCAUCAUUACUAUGACAAUUAGUGUAGCCAUGUCAGCAAAUGAUUGCUGUCUGAAUACAUACAAUUCCGAUUUGGUCACUUGUAACUUGCUGUUUGGACAGUCAGUAUUCCAAAACUGAUUUUGAAAACAAAACUUGAGCAUGAAGGCCUGCAGUGUAAACAAGGCUUUUGAGAAGUCCUGAUAGAGUCUCAGCCAGUGAUUAGUAGGGUUUGUGUGUCUAUGCAUGCACAUGCUCGUGUGUGUGUGUGUGUGUGUGUCAGUGAAUGUGGUAGUAUCAAGUUGAGUCAUGGUGGAGAGGCUAUUUAAACCCUGUUUAUGUGACAGAUUUCAGGGAAAUUAAGGCCAAUUGCCUUGCUUCAAGCAUUGGGCCAAUCACAGGCUGGAUUAAUAGGUGGCAUGUAUAAAUGUAAUCCAUGAAUCCAUCAGAGAGAUGCUGGCUCUGGUCUGACCUUAUUAAUGGUCAAUGACCUUAUGAAUGGACAUAUUAAACUCAGUAAUUAUGCCAGCUGAAUAAAGGACUGGGGGCAGAGAUGGUGAGUGUGUGUUUUGUGUGUGUGUGUUUGGUUUUACUAUCCUUUUGGGGACCAGAACUCCUCACAAGGAUAGUAAAACAAGGUAAAAUUCAGACAAGUGGGGACAUUUCGUUGGUCCCAACAAAUAAAAAGGCUAUUUUAGGCUAUGGGGUUAGAAUUAGGGUUAGGGGUAAGGGGUAAGGGUUAGGGUAAGAGACAUUGGCAGAUCUCAUGCAGCAGUGGCCACAGCCAUCACACUGCUGAAAGCACUACGGCAGCUGACCUGGAAAAAUACAAAAUGACACACACACUCAGUCACCACAAAUAAUGUUCACACACAAUCACUCAGCCAGCACAAAUAAUGUUCACACACAAUCACUCAGUCCCCACAAAUAAUGUUCACACACAAUCACUCAGUCACCACAAAUAAUGUUCACACACAAUCACUCAGUCACCACAAAUAAUGUUCACGCACAAUCACUCAGUCACCACAAAUAAAGUUCACACACAAUCACUCAGUCACCACAAAUAAUGUUCACACACAAUCACUCAGCCAGCACAAAUAAUGUUCACACACAAUCACUCAGUCCCCACAAAUAAUGUUCACACACAAUCACUCAGUCCCCACAAAUAAUGUUCACACACAAUCACUCAGUCACAACAGAUAAUGUUCACACACAAUCACUCAGUCACCACAAAUAAUCUUCACACACAAUCACUCAGUCACAACACAGAGUGCACUGACACAACAAAAUAAAAAAUCAUGACCUCUGUCUCCUUGAUGCUUGCUUCCAUGUUCACACACACACACACACACACACACACACACACACACACACACACACACACACACACACACACACACACACACACACACACACACACACACACACACACACACACACACACACACACACACACACACAUUGUAACCCCCAUACUCUGUGUGUUUCAGCUGCAUCCAGGCGAAGCCUUCACUGUGUACCACACCAGUCCUACUCUGUCCAGUCUGUCCAAACCAGUGGUGCUGUGGACCCAACAGGAUGUCUGCAAGUGGCUGAAGAAACACUGUCCCCACAACUACCUAACCUACGUAGAAGCCUUCUCCCACCACGCAAUCACAGGUAAUGUGUAGAAACCUUCUCCCACCACGCAAUCACAGGUAAUGUGUAGAAACCUUCUCCCACCACGCCAUCACAGGUAAUGUGUAGAAACCUUCUCCCACCAUGCUAUCACAGGUAAUGUGUAGAAACCUUCUCCCACCACGCUAUCACAGGUAAUGUGUAGAAACCUUCUCCCACCAUGCAAUCACAGGUAAUAUGUAGAAACCUUCUCCCACCACGCAAUCACAGGUAAUGUGUAGAAACCUUCUCCCAUCACGCUAUCACAGGUAAUGUGUAGAAACCUUCUCCCACCACGUAAUCACAGGUAAUGUGUAGAAACCUUCUCCCACCACACUAUCACAGGUAAUGUGUAGAAACCUUCUCCCACCACGCAAUCACAGGUAAUGUGUAGAAACCUUCUCCCACCACGCAAUCACAGGUAAUGUGUAGAAACCUUCUCCCACCACACUAUCACAGGUAAUGUGUAGAAGCCUUCUCCCACCACACAAUCACAGGUAAUGUGUAGAAACCUUCUCCCACCACGCUAUCACAGGUAAUGUGUAGAAACCUUCUCCCACCACGCAAUCACAGGUAAUGUGUAGAAACCUUCUCCCACCACACUAUCACAGGUAAUGUGUAGAAACCUACUCCCACCACGCAAUCACAGGUAAUGUGUAGAAACCUUCUCCCACCACGCAAUCACAGGUAAUGUGUAGAAACCUUCUCCCACCAUGCUAUCACAGGUAAUGUGUAGAAACCUUAUCCCACCACGCUAUCACAGGUAAUGUGUAGCUCACCUUGGUCUGCUCCACUCUCACAGAAGGUAGUGAAGCAACUGCUAGCUGUCUUGCUGCUGGUAGCCCUUAAAGCGUGGAGGAGCCCUGGAAAGAGAGAGAGAGACAGAGAUAGAGCGAGAGAGAGAGAGAGAGAGAGAGAGAGAACACAGCUCAGUGAGAACACUCACAAAGAAAAUAUACAGUGCCUUCAGAAAGUAUUCAUACCCCUUGACUUAUUCCACAUUUUGUUGUGUUACAGCCUUAAUUCAAAAUUGAUUAAAUAUAUUUUUUUCUCACCCAUCUACACACAAUACUCCAUAAUGACAAAGUGAAAACAUGUCUUUGAAAUUUUAGCAUAUUUAUUGAAAACGAAGUACAGAAAUAUCUCAUUUACAUAAGUAUUCACACUGCUGAGCCAAUACUUUGUAGAAGCACUUUUGGCAGUGAUUACAGCUAUGCGUCUUUCUGGGUAAGUCUCUAAGAGCUUGCCACACCUGGAUUGUGCAACAUUUGUCCAUUAUUCUUUUCAAAAUUCUUCAAGCUCUGUCAAAUUGGUUUUUGAUCAUUGCUAAACAACCAUUUUCAGGUCUUGCCAUAGAUUUCCAAGUAGAUGUACAGUACCAGUCAAACGUUUGGACACACCUACUCAUUCAAGGGUUUUUUCUUUAUUUUUACUAUUUUCUACAUCAAAACUAUGAAAUAAUACAUAUGGAAUCAUGUAGUAACUAAAAAAGUUUUAAAGAAAUCAAACUAUAUUUAAUAUUUGAGAUUCUUCAAAGGAGCCACCCUUUGCCUUGAUGACAGCUUUGCACACUCUUGGCAUUCUCUCAACCAGCUUCACCUGGAAUGCUUUUCCAACAGUCUUGAAGGAGUUCCCACAUAUGCUGAGCACUUGUUGGCUGCUUUUCCUUCACUCUGCGGUCUGACUCAUCCCAAACCAUCUCAAUUGGGUUGAGGUCGGGGGAUUCUGGAGGCCAAGUCAUCUGAUGCAGCACUCCAUCACUCUCCUUCUUGGUAAAAUAGCCCUUAAACAGCCUGGAGGUGUGUUGUGUCAUUGUCCUGUUGAAAAACAAAUGAUAGUCCCACCAAGCCCAAACCAGAUGGGAUGGCGUAUCGCUGCAGAAUGCUGUGGUAGCCAUGCUGGUUAAAUGUGCCUUGAAUUCUAAAUAAAUCACAGACAGUAUCACCAGCAAAGCACCCCCACACCAUAACACCUCCUCCUCCAUGCUUUACGGUGGGAAAUACACAUGCGUAGAUCAUCCGUUCACCCACACCGCAUCUCACAAUGACACAGCGGUUGGAACCAAAAAAAAGGACACAUUUCCAUCGGUCUAAUGUCUAUUGCUCGUGUUUCUUGGCCCAAGCAAGUCUCUUCUUCUUAUUGGUGUCCUUUAGUAGUGGUUUAAUAAUAUAAUAAUAAUAUGCCAUUUAGCAGACGCUUUUAUCCAAAGGGACUUACAGUCAUGCGUGCAUACAUUUUUUUUUUUGUGUAAGGGUGGUCCCGGGGAUCGAACCCACUACCUUGGCGUUACAAGCGCCGUGCUCUACCAGCAAUUCGACCACGAAGGCCUGAUUCACACAGUCUCCUCUGAACAAUUGAUCUUGAGAUGUGUCUGUGACUUGAACUCUGUGAAGCAUUUAUUUGGGCUGCAAUUUCUGAGGCUGGUAACUCUAAUGAACUUAUCCUCUGCAGCAGAGGUAACUCUGGGUCUUCCAUUCCUGUGGCGGUCCUCAUGAGAGGCAGUUUCAUCAUAGCGCUUGAUGGUUUUUGCGACUGCACUUGAAGAAACUUUAAAAGUUCUUGAAAUGUUCCGUAUUGACUGACCUUCAUGUCUUAAAGUAAUGAUGGACUGUCAUUUCUCUUUGCUUAUUUGAGCUGUUCUUGCCAUAAUAUGGACUUGGUCUUUAACCAAAUAGGGCUAUAUUCUGUAUACCCCCCUGAAUUAAUCUCCCAGUGUCUGGUGGAAAGCAGACUGAACCAGGUUUUCCUCUAGGAUUUUGCCUGUGCCUAGCUCCAUUCCGUUUAUUUUUUAUCCUGAAAAACUCCCCAGUCCUUAAUGAUUACAAGCAUACCCAAAACAUGAUGCAGCCAACACUAUGCUUGAACAUUUUAGGAGUGGUACUCAGUAAUGUUUUGUAUUGGAUUUGCCCUAAACAUAACACUUUGUAUUCAGGAUAAAAAGUUAAUUGCUUUGCCACAUUUUUUGCAGUAACACUUCAGUGCCUUGUUGCAAACAGGAUGCAUGUUUUGAAAUAUUUGUAUUCUGUACAGGCUUCCUUCUUUUCACUCUGUCAAUUAGGUUAGUAUUGUGGUGUAACAACAAUGUUGUUGAUCCAUCCUCAGUUUUCUCCUAUCACAGCCAUUAUAGUCUGUAACUGUUUUAAAGUCACCAUUGGCCUCAUGGUGAAUCCCUGACUGGUUUCCUUCCUCUCUGGCAACCGAGUUAGGAAGGACGCCUGUAUCUUUGUAGUGACUGGGUAUCCAAAGUGUAUUUAAUGACUUCUUUAUGCUCAAAGGGAUAUUCAAUGUCUGCUUUUUUUUUACCCAUCUACCAAUAGGUGCCCUUCUGUGCAAGGCAUUGGAAAACCUCCCUGGUCUUUGUGGUUGAAUCUGUGUUUGAAAUUCACUGCUCGACUGAGGGACCUUACAGAUAAUUGUAUGUGUGGGGUACAGAGAUGAGGUAGUCAUACAAAAAUCAUGUUAAACACUAGUAUUGCACACAGAGUGAGUCCAUGCAACUUAUAAAGUAACUUGUUAAGCAUAUUUUUACUCCUGAACUUAUUUAGGCUUGCCAUAACAAUGGGGUUGAAUACUUAUUGACUCAAGACAUUUCAGCUCUUCAUUUUUUGUUAAUUUGUAAACAUUUCUAAAAACAUAAUUCCACUUUGACAUUAUGUGAUAUUGUGUGUAGGCCAGUGACAAAAAAAACAAAAUGUAAUCCAUUUUAAAUUCAGGCUGUAACACAACAUAAUUGGAAAAAGUCAAGGGGUGUGAAUACUUUCUGAAGGCACUAUACAGACAGGCAUUAUGGUAGCUCCCUGAGCUUCAGAUCUCAAGCAAGUUUAUUCAUCACCUGAGCCUAGUUUUGCAAGAUACCUUCUCUACACUCCGCUACUCUCCACCGCCCAGAGAACUGAAGCUCCUGUACUCAGAGAGUUGGGACCAAUUCAGACAGGUCUCUGAAAAGGCUUAGCCUGAGAAACCAAAUCUCACACAAGUUGUAUUUUUAGUUCCUUAGCUGGUUCCACAGCUUCGCUUUUUCAGCUGCGGGACUUAAGAAAUGGUUUACACCCAAAUCUCUCACAAGACGAUUUAAAGACCAUUCAUGCAGUACAAGCUAAGAAAGGAACACUUUGUUUUUGUGAAAGAAAAGGAAAGCUGUUGAAGCGGACAUAGUCUACGGUGUUCUGGAUUCGCACACACAUGCAGCAUACACAUUGCUAACAACACAUCCACAGUCUACGGUGUUCUGGAUUCGCACACACAUGCAGCAUACAUAUUGCUAACAACACAUCCACGCACACACACACUCACACACGCACACACGCACGCACACACAGUACGUACUGGAUAUGAGCGCUCAGUUCUCUUAGCCUUGAGUCAGACAGCACAGAACAGGUCCCUUUCAGAGCCACUCACAGAGAACAGAUUUCUUUUCUAAACUGCAGUCAGCCAUCACUCACUAAGUCACUCUUUACCUUGAUACACGCACACACACACGCACACGCACACGCACACGCACACACACACACACACACAGUGUUUGUCUGCCUCAGGGUUACAGAUAACCCAGCAACAGCAGAUCAUAUCUCUUUUAUUUAUUUAUUUAUUUAUUAUAUUUAUAUAUUAUAUUACAGACACUAGCAAAUGCAUGAACACACACACACACAGACAUGCACACACACACACACACACACACACACACACACACACACACACACACAGACACACACACACACAGACACACACACACACACAUACAGACACACACACAGGUGCAGUCAGUUUGUCUCAUUAUGUGUAUAAAAUGUGGAAGCUAUAGACAGCACCAGUGACCUGGUAAAUAGAGAAUCAGCUAGCCAUAGAAUUACAUAUAGAACCUGAAUUAUAGGUGAAUUAUAGGAUUUCUGUGCAGCUAUAAAUCUGCCUGUGAAGGGUAUAGUACUAACCAAUGUGAUGGCGAAAUCUGCCCCACUCUCCAACAAACAUGAUAUUUAGAGUAGGCUGUUAUACAGAUGUGUUUGAUGCUAUUAAUUAGGCUACUCCCAUGACCUAUUGCUAGCAAAUGCCCAUGUAAUUCAAGUGAACGUAUUUUCCCUGUCACGACUUCCGCCGAGGCUGCCUCCCCUCCUUGUUCGGGCAGGUUUUGGCGUUCGGCGUCACCGGCUUACUAGCUACUGCCGAUCCAUUUAUCAUCACUCCAUUUGUCUUGUCUUCAAUCACACACACCUGGUCCUUAUCCCUCAUUAGUCAUGGUAUAAGUGUUCCCUCUGCUUCCUUGUCUGUGUGGGUGAUUGUUUAUUGUGGAGGUUAGUGAAGCUCGUGGAGCUCGUGUAUUGUGUAUCGACUGGAGUAUUUCCUGUGUGCCUUGUAUUUUCCAGUGAGCCUGUUUUGUGCCCUGGAGUGUGUUUGACGCAUUUCUGCGUAAACCUAUAUUUUGCGGAUUAAAGCCUGUUAUUCUGUGAUUUACCCUCCUCCGCCUGACUCCUUCAACACCACCUCAUCACAUUCCCUCAGUUUACAAUUGCAUUAGUUAGAGUUGAGUGCUUUGUGUUUGUUGCCGCUUCUCGGAGCUCCGCUCGUGUACGUCCGCGUUCUAUACGAGGCACACCUGCAGACGUGUGCAUGUAUGUAGGCCUACAUCCACAGUUGCUCGAGAAGCGUGCACCACUUUUCCUGUGGAUUUUGUCAUUGAAUGUAUUAUUUUGGUUAUUGAGAUCUCUGCUAUUAAAUGUACAGGUCGAGUUAGAAAGGCCUGUGCGAAUCUGAGGAUGGUUAUUAGUCUUUGGUAGAUAUUUUAGCCCAAUACAACCUCUGUGUCGGGUAAAAUAGUUUUCAACCAGUUACUUGGUUAUGUGCAACCAUGCUUGUUGAGGCAAUGGUUUAGAAGGCAAUGGUUUAGCCAGGGCCAGCCCUACCAAUAAGCGACGUAAGUGGAUGCUUUUUUACCACAGAUUUUCAUAAUUUUUUUGUAAUUCAGUCAGGGUCUCAAUUUACUGUUGAGAGUAAGAAAUAGUAGAAUACACAAGGUGCAAUUUCGAAAUGUGGUUGUGCAUCAGCAGUUUUUCUCUUGUUAUGUCAGUCACUGACAGUCACUCAAUAAGCCCAUCUCAGUAUUAUUAUUUGUUUUGCUAGGUAAGUUAAUUUAGCCAGCUAUCUAAACCUUGUAGUAAUCAUGACCGAAUUACUGACCCAGGCACUCAGGGCAUGUGUCAAUAAGGGAUCAUAGCUUUCACCUGGAUUCACCUGGUCAGUCUGUCAUGGAAAGAGCAGGUAUCCUUAAUGUUUUGUAUACUCAGUGUAAAUAACCACUGCUACCUGCACUAUCCUUCUUUCUUAAAACCAACAUUUUUGCAUCGUAUCCUUUUACCCUGCCUGCCUACCCGUCUGCCCGCCCAUAAGAAAUGUUUACCACAAUCUGUUACAGAAUAUUUAAUGUACAGGAUCAAGGUCAGAAGUGUGUGUGUGCCAUCAGCACGCCCGCACGACAGUACUGGUCAUGCUUGUUAGUGCGCGUCUUAAGCUACACCCUGGACCAUAGCUGUAUAGCUAUGCCAUACAGCCAUAGGGUUCUCAGUUUAACAAUUAACCACAGCGGGGCUCUGUCUAACCGUGUCUAACUGUGUCUAAUAACUACGUGCAAUACGGUUUUGGAAACCUCAGAAACUCUACUUUCAUUUCUCUCCAAAAUAAUUGUUAAAAUACAAAAGAUUCACUUACUGUGCUCUGUUCUAACAUUAAGUGUCCAUAUUGUAGCGGCCAUGACAGAAAUGUCUCCCUUUUGCCCUCAGAACUUGUUUAUCACCAAUUAACCGUGUCGGUGCGUUGAACGAAACGGUUUCCACAGAAACAGUUUUCUUCUCCCUUCUCCCUUUAUUCUCACCUCUUUGAAGGCGCUAGCUGCUAUCUCUAUCUGCAGGCCAUUAUUAGGCUCUGUAUUAAGUCUGUCGGAGGGGAAUUGGAUUGGAGCUCUAUUCAUCUGCUUUGUCUUGUUUGUACACAAAGGAACCAAGGGCAGCUUUUCUAGGACACCAUGUUUCUGGGGGCAGGAAAGAGAGACGCACUGGCUGAGGUGGGAGGGAGAGAGAGGGCUGGACAGAGAGGGUGUGUGUGUGUGUGUGUGUGUGUGUGUGUGCUGGGCUUUUGAGGUGUAUCCACAUACAGAGGCGGAAAUGAGAAUGGAUGGAUUGAUUAGGAGAGCUAACAGUAUGAGUAAUGUGUCAAAUCAUGUAGACCUAGGCUGCUACAGCUUUGAUGGAUUCCUUCACUCUCCUCUCGAUUGAAGGACAAGGCCAUACCAUUUGUGUGUGUGUGUGUAAUGAAGUAGACAUGCAUGUGUCGUCUCUGUGUUUGUUUGUUUGUGUGUGUGUGUGUGUGUGUAAAGCGUGAUGCUUACUGUGGAUAAUGGUAUGUUAAAAGUGUGUGUCCCUGGGGGUCUAACACCUUGGUGUUCUAGUUAAAACAUCCUCACUAAAUCAUCUGGCUGAAUAAACCUCACUAAGCCAUCCUGCUCGGUGUCAUAAUGACUCGUAGGAAAAGCAGAGAAAACACACUUAACCCUUAGACGUAAAUCAACAGCGUAAAUCUCUCUCUCUCUCUCUCUCUCUCUCUCUCUCUCUCUCUCUCUCUCUCUCUCUCUCUCUCUCUCUCUCUCUCUCUCUCUCUCUAGGUCGUGCUUUGCUGAGGUUGAACGGGGAGAAGUUGGAGAGGAUGGGCAUCGUCCAGGAAACAUUGAGACAGGAGGUUCUACAGCAG
Messenger RNA from Coregonus sp. 'balchen', 19930 nucleotides. The record is from the annotation of a GenBank genome assembly. NCBI's taxonomy places the organism in Eukaryota, Metazoa, Chordata, Actinopteri, Salmoniformes, Salmonidae.